Molecule: messenger RNA, 1632 nt
Organism: Malassezia japonica
Lineage: Eukaryota; Fungi; Basidiomycota; Malasseziomycetes; Malasseziales; Malasseziaceae
Exons: 2
Coding region: 1-1632 (543 amino acids)
Biological process (GO): carboxylic acid metabolic process
Molecular function (GO): carbon-carbon lyase activity; pyridoxal phosphate binding
Source: RefSeq, a predicted model, not a curated record
AUGUCCUAUGCACCCUAUGGAAUGGCCUAUGCUGGGCCAAUGACCCCGAUGACGACACCGCCCAUGCAAUACCCUCCGACCAUGCAAAACUACCCCUACCCCUAUGUUCCGCAGCCCAUGCCCAUGCAAAUGAUGCCCAUGGCCUACCCCCCUAAUGCAUGGUCGUACAACACUCCGCGCAAGCGCAGCACGCCCGACUUUAACAUGUCGCAGGCAUCAUCCCACGCACGGACAGACGCAGACGGGGCAGAAAGUGCGCAGUCCUCUCCCCCCCGGCCCCACGUCCUGCACGAAGCCGUCGAGCUAGCCGAAGCAUGGCUGCGCUCGCUGCCUGAGCGGCCGGUGGGUGUCCCGAUUGCGCGCGACGAAAUGCGGGGCCGGCUGGACACGACGCUGCCCGAUCAGGGCGCCGACCCCGCAACGGUCCUGCGCCGCCUCGCCGCCGAAAUGGAGCCGGGCCUGGUCGCAAUGGGCGGGCCCAGGUACUUCGGCUUUGUCACUGGAGGGACGCUGCCUGUGGCCCUAGCUGCAGACUGGCUCACGUCGACGUACGACCAGAAUGCGGCGGUGUCGGUCAUGUCGCCUGCGUCUGCCGCCGUGGACAACAUUGCUGGCGAGUGGGUGCUGCAGCUCCUGGGCCUGCCGUCCGGGGCGUCGGUGGCAUUCGUGACGGGCGGCCAGAUGGCCAACUUUUCGUGCCUCGCCGCGGCACGGCAUGCGCUGCUCGCCGGCGAGGGCUGGGACGUCGAGGCCGACGGACUGGCAGGAGCGCCGGUUCCGACGGUGCUGAUCGGCGAGCGUGCGCACGCCACGGUCGUCCAGGCGCUGCGCCUGCUUGGGUUCGGCUCCCAGCGCGCACGGCGCAUCACUAGUGACGACCAGGGGCGGAUGCGCCCCGAGGCUCUAGAAGCGGCGCUCGCCGAGAUCCAGGGCCCCGUGCUCGUCUGUGCCCAGGCCGGCGAGGUGAACACUGGGUCGAUCGACCCCCUCCCUGCGAUCACCGACUUAGUCCGUGCGCGCGACCGGGCGUGGCUGCACGUCGACGGCGCGUUUGGGCUAUGGGCCGCGGCCAGUCCAGCGCACCGCAACUUGGUGGCUGGCAUCGAGCGGGCCGACUCGUGGGCGAUCGACGGCCACAAGUGGCUCAAUGUGCCAUACGACUGCGGCAUUGCUGUCGUCCGCAACCCCGCGGACACGAUGGCGGCCAUGACUGCCAGCGCUUCAUACCUGUCUGUGGACGCGCGCGACCCGUCGGCGGUCACGCCCGAGGCGUCGCGGCGCGCGCGCGCGCUGCCAGUGUACGCGGUGCUCCGCACGCUCGGCCGGCGCGGCAUGGCCGAUCUGGUCGACCGGUGCUGUGCCUUGGCGCGCAUGGCCGCCAACGAGCUCGCGGAGUGCCCCCAGGUGCAGGUGCUCAACGAGGUCGUGCUCAACCAGGUCCUCUUUCGCGUACACGGCGCCGAGACCACUGCCGUCCUCGAGCGUGUCCAACGCAGCGGAAUCUGCUGGGUGGGCAGCACGCUUUGGUCUGACCAGCCUGCGGUGCGCUUUUCCGUGUCGAACUGGUCGACGACGCCCGAGGACAUCCGCUGCUCUGUCGCGGCCAUCAUUGCAGCGAUCACGGGGCAGUAG